CUUCUUUCUAGAGUUGCUGUUUUGUUACGCAGUUGCCAUGUUCUUUCUGAGAAGUAGAUGCAUUUCAGCCUUGGGUAAAUCAAGUUACAGCCUGUAGGCCAGAAAGCUGACUCAUUUGAUUUCACGGCUGACAUAGUCCUCGACUGUCCGACUCAGGACAAACCAUUCCUGGGAACAUACAAGAAUAGCAACUACACAUAUCCACCUGUGGAGCCCACUAAUGAACCAAUAGAGAAUUGGGGCAGUGACCUGUCAUGUUCUGAACAGACUCCAUCCAGUCAUGUCCCAACAUCAGUACAUGAGCUACAACCUGCUGACAUCAAAGUUAUAGGAGCACUGGGAGAUUCCCUGACUACUGCAGUAGGAGCCAAAGCAACUGACCUACAAACAGACUGGAGGGGACUUUCCUGGAGUAUUGGAGGUGAUGAGACCCUGGAGACCCAGACUACUUUACCCAAUAUCUUGAAAAAAUUCAAUCCGAACCUCUUUGGCUUCUCCACUGGCAGCUCUAAGGAAACAGCUGGAUUCAACAUUGCAGAGAGAGGUGCCACAGCGCGCAAUAUGUCAGCCCAAGCACGUGAAUUGGUGGAGCUAAUGAGAAGCAGCUCAAAUAUUAAUUUCAAGGAAGAUUGGAAGCUGAUCACUGUCCUCGUUGGAGGCAAUGACCUAUGCCAGUACUGCUUGGACAAGGAAACCUAUUCAGUGCAAAAGUAUGUAAAGCACCUUCAGGACACUCUGGAUAUUUUCUAUGAGGAGCUCCCAAGAGUCUUUGUCAACAUGGUGGAGAUACUAGAGAUUUCUGGACUGCGUCAGGUCGCAGCAAGCUCUUUGGGGUGCGCUUUGACAGCAAAGAAAGUUUGCCCGUGUUUUUUAAACCCUGAGGAAAACUCUUCUGAACUACAAGAAAUUAAAAGAGUUAACAGAGAUUUUCAGGCUGAAGCCUUACAGCUGAUCAACAGCGGUCGGUACGAGGAGCGUGAGGACUUUGCAGUUGUCAUGCAGCCUUUUUUCCGAAACACCUUGUUGCCCCUGGAUAGCAACGGCAAGCCAGAUCUGAGUUUCUUUGCUGCAGACUGCUUUCAUUUCAGUGUAAGAGGCUACGCUGAGAUGGCCAUGGCUCUCUGGAAUAAUAUGCUGGAGCCAGUUGGUGAAAAGCAGACUUGGAACAACUUUACCCAUGACAGAUUAAAACUCAAGUGUCCAAACCCUGAGAAACCCUUUCUUUUCACGCUGAGAAAUAGUGGAUUCAGAAAUUCAGAUUUCAACUUGAAGAAAACCGAACCUUCAGUCCCCUACUGGGCUGUCAUUGUGGCUGCAGUAGCUGGAGUCCUGGUGGGUUCUUUACUCAUCUGGCUUGUGUCAGGAAGAGGAGCCAAGAGGCGCCAACAUGAGACUGACACAGAAAAGAACAUUAAAACGACAUCUCUGUAAAGCAAGUGGAACAAACAUCUGUCUCUGCUGAGGCUGCUCUCUGGUGUGACGCAGAGAGCAGCAGAAUAAAAAAACUUGGAUAUAAAUGAAGCUGCUUGGUUAGCCAGGGAUUUUGGGGCCCAAUAAUCUUGAUCAGAAAUGUACUGUAGAGUGAGCUUCUGCAGGUCAGUCAAGUGGAGGAUGAAGUUCGAAGCGCUGAACCUUUUUCAUUCUGGGAUGCAAAUCUCCGUUUCAUGAAUAUUACUCAGG
Messenger RNA from Pygoscelis adeliae (Adelie penguin), 1680 nucleotides. It is a transcript of the gene PLB1, whose product is annotated as phospholipase B1. NCBI's taxonomy places the organism in Eukaryota, Metazoa, Chordata, Aves, Sphenisciformes, Spheniscidae. Gene Ontology annotation, cellular component: brush border membrane. Gene Ontology annotation, biological process: phospholipid metabolic process. Bases 562 to 1431 code for a protein of 289 amino acids. The record is from RefSeq and is a predicted model, not a curated record. The transcript has 17 exons. Gene Ontology annotation, molecular function: A2-type glycerophospholipase activity; retinyl-palmitate esterase activity; phosphatidylcholine lysophospholipase A1 activity.